AUGUUUGGCAUUGGAAGAAAAAAUUUCGGUUCAUCUAUGAUACCUGUUUAUCUACUUUCGUUUAUUCUUAUUACCAAUCAAUUUCUGUUCAUUCAUUCAUUUGUAAUUAUACAUAAUGAUCAAGAUCAGAAUCAACUUGAUAUUUUACGACAAGCUGUUAUUCAACGAUUGAUUGAUAAUACUUUAAUAAAUCUAGAGGAUUCAUCAGCUGAUGACGAUGAUUUACAAACAUUGAUUGAACCAACAGUACAACGUCGUUAUUGCUGUAUGAAUCCAUUGAGUGGCCGAAAACGAUUUGUACGAGAUUUAGCACGAAAACAACAAUUAUCGGAUAUAUUUAUUCAGUAA
Adineta steineri is the source of this 348-nucleotide messenger RNA. Lineage: Eukaryota; Metazoa; Rotifera; Eurotatoria; Adinetida; Adinetidae. The record is from the annotation of a GenBank genome assembly.